AUGGUUGUGCUUCGCGCGUGGGUUCUCGCAUUGGCGUCUGCGUUGCUUGCAGCGCGCGCUGCAGCGGUGAUCGCGACGCGAGAAGCGGCGCGGGCCGAAGAUGCGUUUCAGAAAUCAUGCGGCGGGGCUUGCGCGCAGGCGUUCGAAGCACUGGCGGGCGCCAGCCCGGCCGUCGCGCCGACUGCAGUAGACGUCAAUGACGCGCUGGUUGCUUUGGCCACGCAGUCGCUUCUCCAGGCGCGGCGCGCCACUCAGCAUGCAGGGCUGAAGUUGGCAGCGAGCCGCCGCGCGUCUGGCUCGAGCCCGUCGCCUGGAAGCGAUACGGCGUGCGCCACCCCGGCCAGGUGUCGCCUGAAAGAAGCAAUGGCGAACAGGUGCAAUUAUGGUCGCGAGGCUUUGCAGGCGACUUACGAGGGCGUGAACGCAGCGGCGCACGUGAUGGGGUCAUUAAUCAGUUCAUUGUGCGGAUGCAUUUUCGUCAGAGGGCAAGCCAUUUGCGCGUUGCAGAAUAUUGCGCCAGUCUGUGUGUUCCCGUAUAAUGUUUAUGCCAAGACGCUGUCGGGAUCCACUCAGAUUUGGGAAUCAGUGAAAGCGGCGACGAGAUCUUGCGUGAUCCACGGGGACCCAGCGAUCGCUUCGUGA
Molecule: messenger RNA, 642 nt
Organism: Prorocentrum cordatum
Lineage: Eukaryota; Dinophyceae; Prorocentrales; Prorocentraceae
Source: the annotation of a GenBank genome assembly